AUGGAGGUGUCCUUGCCCGCCGAGCAAGUUGCCGAAAUGAGAGGGGAGCGCGAUCUCGCCCAGCAAAGAGUAGCGGCUCUAGAGGAGAGAGUCGCAGAACUCCGACGCGAGAGUGAAGAGUCUGCCGCCGCCUCUCGGGAGAGAGAAGACCAGCUCCGACGGGAGCUUAAAGAGUCUGCCGCUGCCUCCCGGGAGAGAGAAGACCAGCUCCGACGGGAGCAUGAAGAGUCUGCCGCUGGGCUCCGACGGGAGCUCGAAGAGUCUGCCGCUGUGCUCCGACGGGAGCGUGACGAGUUCCUGCAGAGGGCAGUAUCUGCUGAAGCCACAGUGGUGACACUCUGGCGAGUCUUGUCACGGACUCCGCUCAGGCGGCGUAGAGGCGUCUAA
Messenger RNA from Ophidiomyces ophidiicola, 387 nucleotides. RefSeq lists its product as uncharacterized. The record is from RefSeq and is a predicted model, not a curated record. The coding region runs from base 1 to 387 and encodes 128 amino acids. The transcript is spliced from 2 exons. NCBI's taxonomy places the organism in Eukaryota, Fungi, Ascomycota, Eurotiomycetes, Onygenales, Onygenaceae.